Molecule: messenger RNA, 759 nt
Organism: Microstroma glucosiphilum
Lineage: Eukaryota; Fungi; Basidiomycota; Exobasidiomycetes; Microstromatales; Microstromataceae
Exons: 6
Coding region: 1-759 (252 amino acids)
Source: RefSeq, a predicted model, not a curated record
AUGCUGUCGUCUUGGAAGCUCCUGGCACCAUCUCUGAGGCCAGAUGCAACUCUUCAGAGGGAUGGCUGGCUGUCCCCUCGAGCUGGAGGCGGUAGUAUGCUAGCACUCGCUUCGGAGGGCCUCUUUGAGCCUAUCAACCUCAUCGUGUCGGGCCAGAGUGACGCCUUUAUCCUCACCGAGGAAGGCUUUCUGGACUACGCUAGGUCGAUUGGCUUCUCAUUUGAGUGCUUGCGACAACACAGAGGUGGCUAUCAGCAAGCCAAUCUCGGCGAUGGCAAAGGGUGGGAGAAUGAGCUCUUUGAGCUGAGAGAGGUCUUGGUUGGAGCUGAUCCUGGAGAUUGGAUAGGCACUUGCGUGGAAAGCUUCACGGGCGGCAACCAUUUCAGAGCUUGGCAGCAGAAUGGCUCAGCAGCGGACACUGGUGCCUGGUUCCUCGCUGUAUCAAAGGAGAAGAGUCUUCGCUUCAGCCACACGAUUGAUCACGAUGGAUACAACGUGGGCCGCGAUUUGAUGGUGGGCCAAGCACUACGGCCCAGCUGUUGGGCAGGGCGAUGUUGGCAAGCUUCGGUAGAGUGGGCCAAUGACCUCCUAGCGCCUGGCUCGGAUGGAAUCAAUCACGGUAUCUCACAGGACGGUCGGGUAGCUAUAUUGUUCAUAGAGGAAACGUUUGACACCAGAAUUGGCGAGAGUAAGGAGACGCCGUUUGCGAAGCCACCCCGUCAGAGAUCUGGACUUGUAGCCGAUAGGGCCCGAUUGUAA